Molecule: messenger RNA, 1292 nt
Organism: Drosophila innubila
Lineage: Eukaryota; Metazoa; Arthropoda; Insecta; Diptera; Drosophilidae
Gene: Akr1B
Product: aldo-keto reductase family 1 member B1
Exons: 6
Coding region: 119-1075 (318 amino acids)
Cellular component (GO): cytosol
Molecular function (GO): aldose reductase (NADPH) activity
Source: RefSeq, a predicted model, not a curated record
UAGUUCAGUUUUUGCACAAGGCGCAAUUGUCUGUUCUCGCGUUCCUCAAAUAUAAAUUUGCAUUGAUUAUUUUACUGUAUCCUUUAAAAGGCAAAAACAAUUAAAAACUUCGUACAAAAUGACUAGCAAAGUGCCAACCGUAAAGCUAAACAGUGGUCACAAUAUUCCCAUCCUUGGUUUGGGAACCUGGAAUAGCCCUCCCGGCCAAGUGACUGAGGCUGUGAAAACUGCUAUCGAUGUGGGAUAUCGUCACAUUGACUGUGCCUAUGUUUAUGAGAAUGAACCUGAGGUCGGUGCAGGAAUUGAGGCCAAGCUCAAAGAGGGAGUUGUCAAGCGCGAGGAUCUGUUCGUAACCAGCAAGUUGUGGAAUACUUUCCAUCGUCCGGAUUUGGUGAAAGGCGCUUGUGAGAAUACCUUGGACUUGCUAAAAAUCAAAUAUUUGGAUCUGUACUUAAUUCAUUGGCCAAUGGGCUUCAAGGAGGGAUGUGAUCUCUUCCCAGCCGAUAAGGAUGGUAAAACUCUAUACUCGCCCGUGGAUUACGUCGACACCUGGAAGGAAAUGGAGAAACUGGUCGAAGCUGGUCUGGUCAAGUCAAUUGGUGUCUCCAAUUUCAACAAAAAACAAAUCGAACGCAUCUUGGCGGUUGCUAAAAUUCCUCCAGCCACAAAUCAGAUCGAAUGCCAUCCAUAUCUGACACAGAAGAAACUGUCAGAGUUCUGUAAAUCAAAGAAUAUUGCCAUAACAGCUUACAGUCCGUUGGGAAGCCCCAAUCGUCCCUGGGCCAAGGCCGGUGAUCCUGUCAUCUUGGAAGAAGAAGCCAUCAAGAAAAUUGCUAAGAACAAAAAGAAGACCCCUGGACAGAUUCUGAUUCGCUAUCAGAUCCAACGUGCCAAUAUUGUUAUUCCCAAAUCUGUGACCAAAGAGCGCAUCGAAUCGAACUUCAAAGUCUUUGACUUUGAGCUAACCGCUGAGGAAAUCAAGACCAUUGAAGGAUUUGAAUGUAAUGGUCGUCUGGUUCCAUUGGUGAAAGAGGCUGGUAAACAUAAGUACUAUCCAUUUCACGAUGAGUAUUAAGUUCAAUCAAAAAGAAACCUUUCGUUCAAUAUAAUACCAUUUCGGUCAUCCACAUCAUCCAUUCGAGAAGGAUGAGUACUAGUUGGGCACCAUUCUUUUGAUGAAUCCUAUACAUAUUGUACACAUGUUAUUUAAAUAUAUGGUAUUCAAUUACACAUUAUUUAAAUAAGAGAAUAAAUAUGCUGGCAUAAUCAUAAUAUGCUGAGAACAACUCAAA